GUACUUUAUGUAUUUAACAGUUUCAGCUUUUUAGUGGCAACUGACUAGGAAAUACAGGAUUCUCAUCACCUCGCAUAGUAGCAUAAUGUCUCUGGCACUGAAUAGUUUGAAAGAGCAGAUUGAAAAAGCAAAAGAAAACCUGAAAAGCGUAGAUGAAAACAUCAAAAAAAUAACAGGAAGGGACCCAAAUGAACCAAGACCAAAUAUUGAAAAUCGAAGACUAUCUGGUGGUGCAUCUCGCAACAGAGAGACUGGAAACAUUUUAGGACGACGAGAAAGAGAUGUUCAAACUUCAAAGAUACAGGAUUCAGAGCCUCCAAGAAAGAAACUAGCUGUGUUCAGCAGGCUUGGACCAGCCGGGGGAGGUAGAAGAGUCAUCAUCAGGGGAAGGAGAAAAUCAAAACAAGAAGAAGAAGAUGAGGAAGAAGAAGAAAUCGUGAAGAAGCCUGCUGUACAAUCUUCUGUUGUAUCAACUGCCAAGAAAAUCACCAAAAAUGAAUUAAUAAGUGCUCAGAAUGUUGGAGAAAAGGGCAAGGCAAGAAAUCGCCGAAUGUUUGGUGUUUUAAUGGGAACUCUUGCGAGAUUCCAGAAUGAUUCUGGCAGUCAGCGACAGCAGACACUAAAGCAGACUCAGAAGCAGAGAGAGGUGGAAACAAGACUCGAAGAGCAGACGAUUGAAGAAAGAAGAAAACUGGCAUCACAGCGGAGGACCCUCUUCAAUGAAAGACGAGCUCAACAGAAGAGAAUUCAACUACUCGAACAGAAAGUUGCCCUUGCAGAUGAACUUGUUGAAUGGGAGAAAGAAUGGGAUAAAAAGUCAAAAUUUAUCAUGACUAAAGCAUCCCCCAAAAUAUUUUUCAUGCCGAAAGACCUCACUCCCCGAACGCAGAGGGCACUGGAAGAAAGCAAAGAACAAAUUAGAGACAUUGUUGAAAAACACAGAGAAUCUGUGGGAGAAACAAUGAAUAUUUUUGAUGCUGAAAUUAAAAUGCUGGAAGGCAAAUUAGAGGAUGAAAAUGGUAAAGGGAAAGAUUUACGUAAGAAUAGGGAGGGUGGGGGUACCAAGUCACCUAUUCGUAAAAGGGGGGUUAGAAUUACUGUACCUUUAGAACAUGAAGAGGAAAUGGAUCUUGAUAGUAUGGGGCCACAGGUCGACAUAAAAGUUGAGAUGGAUGAUCAUGAAGAGGAAGUGAGUGAUGGGGGUGAAGAGGGGGUUACUAAUGGCGAGACAAUGCACAUUAAACAAGAACCUGUUGGGGCACAUCAGUCUCCAGAAUCACAGAAUCAUGAAGAAGCCAUGGAAGAAGAAACUGGAACACUUCUCGAAUCAAAACAACAAGUUGAAGGAAUGGAUUCACAAAAUCUGGAAGAUGAUAUAAUAACUGGCGAUAUAAAUGAUAAAGUAAUUACCUCUGCAGAAGAGAAGGAAAAUGCUCUCCCUGAUUCUGAAGAUAUGUCAGAAGUGAAUGUAGAACAACAAGGCGCAUCUUCGUGUGAAACAGAGGAACAAAUUGAACCUUCUACCAAAUAUCAAGAAAAUAAUUCCCCCUCGUCUAAUCAAUCUAGCAAUUCCAGAAAUGAUGUUAAUAGUGCUGUUGAUAAAGAAGAUAAUAAUGGAAGUGGCCAAAAACUGAAAGAGAUUGAAGAAUUCGAAAAUAAUGUGAAUGAGAGCAAAAAAGAAAAGACAAAGUUAAAAAACGGUUGCAAUGACAAUGAAGAAAAUCAAAGAUCUCCCGUGUCUGUCGGAGAAGACAAAAAAGAUGUCAAACCAGAUCAAGAAAAAUCUUCAGAUUCUUGUGAUGUCGAUUCCACAACUAAACUUUCCUCCAGCGGCGAUGAAAUGAAGCCUAGCCAUGAAACAAAACGUCAAGAGCAUUCAUUGUCAAGUGAAUCUGAAACUGCUAGAAAAUUAGAGACUCGUGUUAACGUUUCGAAAGCAGCAAAGCUUCAAACUAAAGAUUCUCUCGGUUCUGGCAAAGCAUUAAAGCACCAGAAAAGUGACAAGGCGCCUGAACGUAAACCUUUGUCUGAAAGAAAACAUGUUCGUAAAUCCUCGUCUUCUUCUAGUAGCGAAUCAGACAGUGAGAGUGAAAAGGGGAGAACAAAGUCUACUCGAAAACCAAAACCACAAACAUCAUCUUCUUCUUCUGAUAGUUCAUCUGAAGAUAAGCAUCGCAGGCUCAAAAAUCGUCAAUUCUCAAGUAAGCAACAAUCUCCACCCAAACGUAAUAUAAGAUCAAAACCGAAAUCUUCCGAAAGUGGGAGUAGCGAUGAAUCAUCUUCAUCAGAAGAAGAUAGGAGAAGAAAAAGUUCAUCACAUUCACGUAGAAAAGAUGAUGAUCGCAAAUCAAAACAUUCUCGUAGCAAAAGAGAGGUUUCUAGGAAGUCUUCGAGAAGCAGUCAUCGUAGGUCUAGAAGUAGAAGCACGGAUAGAAAAGAUCGACGCCGGCGGUAGAGCUUGGUUUUGUGGAACAUGGCUUUUUUGUGAUUCUGGGAUAUUGGAGAAUUAAUUUUCUGAUGACAUAAUUGAUGAUAAUACUCUCAAUUCAUUUUUAUUAAACUUCGCCUCCCAUCACUCACCUCACUCCUUUAUUAAUCUGAAAUCAAUGAAUGUAGACUGUGACCCCCUAAUCAUGGUAAGUAUUUGGAGGUCUGCGCUACCAUUAGGGAUAGGAUUUUUAUAAAUUAGGAUAUUUUGUCAUUAUUAAGAUGCAAUAGGAUAAGUUGAAUGCGACGGCUGAGGAUUGCUUUGAAAUUUUUACUAUCCCAGUUUGCAUAGGAAUGGGUAAAAAUUUUCACGAUGAUGUGUAAUCAUGAAAGUGCAGCAUUGAAAGGGGAUUUACUCCGAAAAAAAAUUACCCUAAUAAUGUAGCUCUUGUGCCCGUUUUUUAUUUAAUUGACUCAAAGUGUAUAGAAUUUCAUUUAUUCAAGCUUCAACUCCUCAUCUUACCAAGAUUCUAUUCUAGCGGUCCAGUUAUAUUUAUUUCUAAUGUUCAUUACAAGAAUGAACGUAUUUUUCAAGCAUUUGAUCCUGCUGACUAUGCGCUGUAGUUGCUAAUUUACUGCGCCUGUGCGUGGUGUGGAAGUUUGUCAUGAGAAUCUGUAAAAAGUAGCUUUCUAAUUCAAUGUACAGCAGUUGGUUUGUGCUUAAUCCUGUUAAUGAAUUAUUGUUGAUUGAUCAAUAUCCGGCCCGGUCUAAUUUUAUUGAGCCCGUACAUGAGGUCGUUUUGAUUUUAGUCGUUUUAUGUUGUGUAAUAAAGAAUUGAUUGCCAGUAUGAAA
Messenger RNA from Styela clava, 3280 nucleotides. RefSeq lists its product as uncharacterized. NCBI's taxonomy places the organism in Eukaryota, Metazoa, Chordata, Ascidiacea, Stolidobranchia, Styelidae. Gene Ontology annotation, cellular component: catalytic step 2 spliceosome. The record is from RefSeq and is a predicted model, not a curated record.